AUGGCUGCGGAGCGUGACACGCCUGGUCACGUGGGAGGCGCGCUCGCGCCGCCCCCCCCCGCCGCCCCCCGGCAGCCGCGCGCGCCCCCGGGGCCUCCGAGUGUUGUGGCUCGGUGCGGAGCGUCCCGCCGCCGGGCUUAAAGGGACACGCGCCCCCUCCCGCGCCCCGGCAGCCCCGGCCCGCCCGCGCCCGCCCCGGCCCCGGCCCGCCAGCCGCGGCUCCGCCGCCCCGUGCCGCGGAAAACAAAGAGGCACCGGAAACAGCGGCGGCGGGGAGGGGGCCGGCCCGGCGGGGGGCGGGGGGCGGGAGGCAGCGAGCGCUGGCGGCGGGCGGGGGGGCAGGCCCGGGCCCGGCGUCGGCGAACAAAGAGCGGCGGGAGGGGGCGGGGGCGCUGCAGCGGCACCGGAGCGGCGGCCCAGGCCGUCGGUGCAGGAUCCAAGGUGCCGGUGUCUCGCCCCGCCUGGAGCCUGAGGUCCCGCGUGCCCAUCCGCCUCCCGCCGUCACCAAUGCGACCAUGGGAACUGGCAGUGAAUAGGCGGCCGCCCUCUGCUCCCUUCAGCCAGCGCCGUUUCUCGGGGGGACCCUGCAGCAGCCCCGACCACGUCCGGCAAAGCCCCCCUGCCAGGCGCCAGUGGGGACGACGUGACCGGCCUCUGGCAGCCGUGCUGGGGCAGGAUGAGCCCCAGCUGCACCCUGCCUUCCCCCAGCAGCCGCACGGCCCUGUAGAUGAGCCCCGCGCCUACGCUCUCCCCAGCACGCCGCCACGAAUGCUUCACCCAGCCGCUCACCCGCCCCACCAGAACCCAUUCAUGGUGGAUCUGCAUGACCAGGUGCACCAGGGACCUGUCCCUCUCUCCUACACGGUUACCACCGUCACGACGCAAGGCUUCCCCCUCCACGCCGGCCAGCACAUCCCUGGGUGCAGCACCCAGCAGCUCCCAGCAUGCUCAGUGAUGUUCAGUGGACAGCACUACCCGCUCUGCUGCCUCCCGCCCCCGCUGAUCCAGGCAUGCGCCAUGCAACAGCUCCCCGUCUCCUACCAGACGUUUCCCCCCAUCAUCUCCAGCGACCAUUACAUCCUGCACCCCACUCCGCCGCCGGUGCCCCCCCACCAGCCGCCCCACAUGGCCCCCCUGGGGCAGUUUGUACCUCUCCAAGCCCAGCACCCGCGCAUGCCUCUGCAGAGGAUAGACAAUGACGUAGACCUGCGAGGGGAGCAGCACCCCAUCGCGGGCUUCACGUACCCCCCGUCCCACCACGCUCCCGCGCUGUCCCCCUCUGUGCCGCUGCAUUACCUCCCCCACGACCCGCUGCACCAGGAGCUGCCCUUUGGCGUGCCAUACCCCCACAUGAUGCCCCGGCGGCUGAACACGCAGCGGUACCGGCUGCAGCAGGCGCUGCCCCCGCCGCCGCCCCCGCCGCCCCCCUACUACCCGAGCUUCCUGCCCUAUUUUCUCUCUAUGCUUCCUGUGUCGCCGACGGCCGUGGGGCCCACGAUCAGCCUUGACCUGGACGUGGAUGAUGUGGAGAUGGAGAAUUACGAGGCGCUGCUGAACCUGGCCGAGCGGCUGGGGGAGGCCAAGCCGCGGGGACUCACCAAAGCAGACAUCGAGCACCUCCCGUCCUACCGCUUCAACCCUGAGAGCCACCAGUCUGAGCAGACCCUGUGCGUCGUGUGCUUCAGCGACUUCGAGGCCCGGCAGCUUCUCCGUGUCCUGCCCUGCAACCACGAGUUCCACGCCAAGUGUGUCGACAAAUGGUUAAAGGCGAACCGCACGUGCCCCAUCUGCCGGGCGGAUGCGUCGGAGGUGCAGCGGGAGGUGGACUGAGGCCGGCGGGCGCUGUGCCGCACAAUUCGCUGGAGGACGAGGAGGCCGGGCCAGGGGCGGGGGCCGCUGCCCGCUGCCAGGGCCUGGCCCUGCGCUUACCCCCCUUCCCCAAAGCCUCUCCUCGGAUGUGGUGAGCAUUGAGCAGUCCGGGCUCCCGGCCAGCCCUCCUCCUCCCCACCGGGCCACGGACUCGGCCGGACCCCUGCCCGCUGCGCUCCCAGGGCCCUGGAUCAUGUUGUGCUGGAGGCAGGAGGCGGGUGGCCGUGCCCUCUGCGCUCCAAAGACGCUGUUGUUGCUCCAUCACUUUCCAGAUCUUUGUACUCUGCUAGGGGAUUAGUGUUCUGUUCCCUUUGUCACUUUUUUUUUCAUGGUAGGGGUUGUUGUUGGGUUUUUUAUCCCAUUUCCUUUCCCAUCACGUUUUGUUUCCGUGGCCGUGUUGCCCUGAGGCUUGCAGGUGGCUCCUCCCCUGUGAGAAGGACGCAGGGAGGAGAGAGGAGGGAGCCCCGGGGGCAGCUGGAGGAGGAGCAGGAGGGAGGUGGCCGGCGGAGCGUGGCCAAGGUGGGACACACCAGCAGCCAGGUGGCAGGGCCGGGAAAGGAACAGCUCCGUCCCGGCUCCUGCACGUGGCGCGGUGCGGCCCCUCUCCUGCCUCGGCUGCCCUGGGGACCCCCGCAGGGUGAUGGCUGCUGAGGCGGGGCUUUUGCUAUGGGGAGGACGGUGCUGGCACGGCCCCAGCCCCUCUCCCUGUUCCUUCCUCCGUGUCCAGUGGGCACAGCUCCCAGGGCAGGGCCAUGUGUUGAUCUUGUGGGGCAGCCAGGCUGGUGCUGGGGGACAACCUCUUCCCCCUGCCCCCAGGUGUGCAGCGUCCCCCACGUGCCGCCCAGCUCCCGCUGGUGUUGUCCCAGCGCCAUAACUCCGAAUAGCCCUGUGCCCGUGUCCUGCUGGCUGGACGGCUCGGUGCGGUGCCCCCGGCCCGUGGGCGGCAGGGGGCCGGCGGGAGCUGCAGCAGGUGCCCCCCGGAGCAGGGGUGCCCCGGUGGUGUAUUUUCAGUGCUACCCCCAGCCCCGUCCCGGCUGGUGCAGGGGGGAGCUGUGAGCAGCCCCCCCGCCCCCGAACCCACCCCCAGCCCGCGGGGCCGGGCGCUGGGCGAGAAGCCGCCGCGGCCGCCCGGCUGCAGCCAUGCCCGUGGCCGUUGUUUUUGCAUGAUUAAUUACCGAGGAGGGUGAGGGGGUGGCGGUGGCGGGAGGCCCGUCCUGCCCUCGCGGCGCGUUGCUGACGCCUGGGAGCCUCGGAGCGGACGCCAGCCCUAUGUAAAUGUUCACAAAUAUGCAUGCAUGUCUGACCAGCUUGGAACGUGGUCUUGGCUACGUCUAGCCGGCUGUGGGGUGAGGGGGGUGGGGAGAGGGGUUUUUGUGCUCAGCUGAUACUGCCAUGCACUGUACUGCACAUGUCCGCAACGCCACAGCAGGACCGUGAGACUUUCAGGGCCGUCCCGCGGGGCCCACGUCCCUCGGAGCGGCGGCGGCGGGGUGGGGACAGGGAGCGCCCGCGGCGUGUGCAAGGGGACGGGGGGCGCGUGGGGGGUGGGGGCCGCUCCCCGCGGGGCGGGGGGCAGGCGGCGGGGCUGGCCCCCGGCAGCGGGGCCGGCUGCGAGGCGAGGGGCCGCCUUCCCUUUUCCCGCCCUCCCUGCCAAGCGUCGAGGCCCGAGGGCGCCGGCCCGGUGCCACCAGCUCCGCCGCGGGCGCUGGCACCGCUGGCCUCGGUGCCCCCUGGGCAGGACCCCGGCCCCCUCCCCGUCCCUCGCUCAGUGACAGAUAACCAAAGGAGUCCCCGUGCCGCGCGGUGGCCUCGCGCCCCCUCCCCACCGGAGACACCCCCCGCCCCGUCCCCCUCCAUCCCCCGUCCCCAUCUCCCCUCCCGCCCUCGCGGUGCCCAGGGAGCCAGGAAAGCCUUACGGUCCUUUGACGGCGACUCGAAAGCUCACAGCUCGUGUGCUGCAGAAUUUAUUCCAAUGAGCAGCUACAAAAAAAAAAAAAGUAUCAUUUAAAAAAACAAUACAAAAAAAAAACAACAAAAAAGAUAAAAAGUACAAAAAAAAUACUAAAAACCAAUUAUUUAGGGUGUUUGUGAUUGCUGACUGCGCUGUAGAUACCACUGUUUACCAAUGAUUUCCUGUGGUGGGAUAGUGGACUGUUUACUGUUCUAUUAUACCAGUCCCCGGGCCCUCCGGCGGGGCCCCUGCGGCCCCCGGCAGGUGCCAGGACGUGUGUUCUGUGUUAGAAAGUUUUUAUAUAUAUAUAUAUAUAUAUAAAUAUAUAUAUAUAAUUUUUUUUGCUCUGUUACUUGCACAUUUUACAGUUACCUCAUUUUUCCCAUGUAUGUAUUUGAAAAAAAAAAAAAAGGCUAAUAUAUAGAAAAAAAGAAAAAGGUUCUUAAAAAGCUCUAAAAAAGUGUUUGGGUUUUUUUUCUGUUUUGUUUUUUUUUCCAUUCCAUUGGAAUCAUAUUGGUUUUGUAGCAUUUAACAUAACUAGUAUGUUGUAUUAUAUAUAUGUGUAUUAUACUGAUUGAAAUUUUUAACAGAUUUGUACUUUUUUUAAAAUGAAAGUUGCUAGUUCUGCUUGACCAAGUAGUGCAAUCAUUAUUUUUUUUAAUGUUGUGGCUGAUUUUGAGAGGGAUAUUCACUAAUAAAUGUAUGAUGUAUACCAA
Messenger RNA from Colius striatus (speckled mousebird), 4536 nucleotides. RefSeq names its product ring finger protein 44 (gene RNF44). The record is from RefSeq and is a predicted model, not a curated record. NCBI's taxonomy places the organism in Eukaryota, Metazoa, Chordata, Aves, Coliiformes, Coliidae.